AUGGCUCGCUCCGAUACUAGUUCUAAAACCAAAUAUGACGACACAAAGUUUGUCGGGAUGGAAGGCUCUUCUGAUGAUCCAGAAGAAGCUCGCAGCCUUCAAGGCUACUCUCGUGUCGAGCGACGCAAAAUAACACGCAAGGUCGAUUUCCGUAUCGUCUUUCCUCUUGGUCUCAUGAUGGCAGCCAGUUUCUUGGAUAGAGCUAAUGUGGGAAAUGCGGCAAUUUCCGGUAUGACCAAGGAUCUAGAUUUGAGCAAGGGCGAGCGCUAUUCCCUUAUUCUUCUCGUCUUUUUUAUUACCUAUGUCAUCUUUCAAAUGCCUGCGACGAUUGUCGUGCGCAAAUUCGGACCACGGAUCUUUCUUCCCACCAUUACCCUUCUAUGGGGAGUAGUUAUGAUGGUAUUCAGACACCUCUCCAACUAUUGCUUUGGCUUUGUUCAUGACUGGCGAGCGAUGGUCGCUCUUCGGUUGCUCCUCGGUGCAUUUGAGGCAGGGCUGUUUCCUGGUGCGGUCUAUACAAUUUCACAGUGGUAUACGCGAGCCGACAUUCAGACCAGAUAUUCCUCAUUCUAUACUAUCAGCUUAUUCGGCGCUGCCUUCUCGGGGCUACUUGCAUGCGCAUUCUCACAAAUGAAAGGCAUUGAGGGACUCAAUGCGUGGCGAUGGUUAUUUAUAAUGGAGGGUCUGUUAACCUGUGCUAUAUCUUUUAUAGGAUUCGCAUUAAUAGUGAAUAUGCCCGCGGAUGCCCACGAUGCGUGGAAAUUUCUCACAGAGAGAGAGGCACACUAUGUGAUCGAAAGUAUUGGCCAUCAGCGAAAUGAUAGCUACGAGGAUGACUCGUUUGAGUUCAAAAAGUUUUUCAGGCCCGCUCUGGAUAUCAACAUUUGGGGCUUUGAGCUCAGCUAUCUGUGCAUGAGUACGGUGAUUUAUGCAAUUUCCUUCUUUAUGCCAAUCAUCCUACAGGAACAGCUGGGGUUCAGUCUCAUUGCGUGCCAAGCCUUAAACACCCCGCCCUACAUAUUCGCGUGUCUCCAGAUGUGUUUCCAGGGAUGGCUUGGCGGCAAAAUCAAGUCGCGAGGUCUGAUAAUAAUCUACAACGGCUUUCAGGCUGCAGUGGGAAUCUGCGUUCUAGCUUGGGUGAAAAGUCCCUGGGUUCAAUAUUUUGGAAUCUUUCUGAUAGCAGGAGGAACGCAUUCAAAUCUGCCCGCUAUAAUUACGUGGCAGACCAAUAACAUCCGGGGAAAAUGGAAGCAGACAUUUUGUAGCGCCAGCAUCAUAGGAGCUGGGGGCGUGGGCGGUAUCGCAGGAUCGCUGAUUUUCCGCUCUCAAGACGCACCUCAAUACAUGCCUGGCUUUUACGCCUGUCUCGUGUGCGUUGUUUUUACCUUCUUCCAUUUGUGCCGGACUUUCGCUAACAAUAUUAAUCGAUAG
Penicillium waksmanii is the source of this 1431-nucleotide messenger RNA. RefSeq lists its product as uncharacterized. The transcript has 6 exons. The record is from RefSeq and is a predicted model, not a curated record. NCBI's taxonomy places the organism in Eukaryota, Fungi, Ascomycota, Eurotiomycetes, Eurotiales, Aspergillaceae. Gene Ontology annotation, biological process: transmembrane transport. Bases 1 to 1431 code for a protein of 476 amino acids. Gene Ontology annotation, cellular component: membrane. Gene Ontology annotation, molecular function: transmembrane transporter activity.